UCCUGACUGGUUCACCACUCUUACAACCCCAAUACCAUCCAACAUCAACUCUGCAUCUACCAAUAAUCACAGUGCAAGAUGGCGACCCUUGAAGAUCACAACUACACAAAGAUGCAACUGCCAACCAACAAGCUGGGCGAGCCUGUCGUUACCUCCAUCCCGGAGGUUCCCGUCACGGUCCAGCGCAAGCCUUUCCUACAGCCAGAGUUGGACCAGAAACUCACCCAUACCGGUACACCGAGAGCCAACAUUGCCGCUACCUAUGAAAAGCCCAAUGGCACGACGGAGCGCGGCUGGGCGCAAAGACAUCGCCACCAAACUGUUCUUCAGCAGCAUUGUGACUUCUUUGAUGCUGACAACGACGGCGUGAUCUACCCCACGGACACAUUCUGGGGCUUCCGGAAGCUCGGCUUCGGCAUCUUCCUCUCCCUCCUCUCCGUCGUUAUCAUCCACAGCAACUUCUCCUACCCGACCCUGUCCGGCUACCUCCCCGACCCCCUGUUCCGCAUCUACCUAGCCAACAUCCACAAGGACAAGCACGGCAGCGACACGAACACGUACGACACCGAGGGCCGCUUCAACCCGCAGAAGUUCGAGGACAUGUUCGCCAAGUACGCCGGCGGCCGCGACUACAUGACCGUCUACGACAUCCUGGCGAUGCUCAAGGGCCAGAGGCUGGUUGCCGACCCGAUCGGCUGGGGCGGCGCUUUCUUCGAGUGGACGGCGACGUAUCUCAUGCUCUGGCCCGCGGACGGCCGCAUGACCAAGGAGGACAUCCGCGGCAUCUAUGACGGCAGCAUCUUUUACACUAUUGCUGCGCGAAGGUCUCAGAAAUGAGCACUCCCGCGAUUCGGUGCACUGGUUUGCACCGGGAAAGGAGAUUUUUGAGACUUUUCGUAAGCAGGUUUGACUCAUUAUAUAAAGACUGGCAAGACUUUCGCCUUCAAGACAUUGAGUUGUGACUUCGGCCUUGGGAGACAUCGCGAGAAAUCACAAGAAGUUAUAAAGCUGGACGUCUUCGCUGACGUAGAUUCCCUGAGAGCAGGCUUAGCAUGCUGUCUUGGCCAGUGGCAAGAUAAGAAUACUAUUUGUGAGGAAUGAGAACAAAUUGACCAUGAUCAAUGUAUGA
This is a messenger RNA of Colletotrichum destructivum, 1129 nucleotides long. RefSeq lists its product as uncharacterized. The transcript is spliced from 5 exons. The record is from RefSeq and is a predicted model, not a curated record. NCBI's taxonomy places the organism in Eukaryota, Fungi, Ascomycota, Sordariomycetes, Glomerellales, Glomerellaceae. Gene Ontology annotation, molecular function: monooxygenase activity; calcium ion binding. The coding region runs from base 79 to 837 and encodes 252 amino acids.